AUGGCCCUGGCCACAAAGUUUGGGGCACAGCCGGCAGAGAGCGUCCACUUGGAACUUGAACCACCCUUAAAGCCGCAAGAAGCUGCAGAGUUUGAUGAACAAGGCCUGCAGAAUACUGAGAAUGCCCAGGGUAUCGAGAGACGAGGGAAGGUCCUGGCAAUGCUUCACGCCCUCCGGAAGGUCUGCAACCAUCCAGCGUGCCUGGAUGUGGACAAGUAUCCGCAGGGCACCAAUGCGAGCACCAUCCCAGUUGGCUCCGACAUCAACGCCAGCGGGAAGUGCGCCAAGCUGCGGGAGCUCCUGGAGGCCAUCAUCGGAGGGGACGAGAAGGUGCUGAUCUUUACCAGCUACCUCAACACGGUCGAUCUUAUAAAGAGCCAGGUGGAGGCCGGUUUCAACGUGAAGGUGCGGACCAUUGUCGGUGCCAUGGAUGCGCGCCAGCGUCAGGAGGCCGUGGAUGCCUUCCAGAACGACAAAGCCGUCUCUGUGCUCAUUCUGAGCCUGCAGGCCGGCGGUGUGGGCCUGACUCUGACGGCCGCGACGCACGUUAUCCACUUUGACCGAUGCUACAACCCAGCUAAAGAGGCGCAGGCCACCGAUCGAGCUCACCGCAUUGGUCAGACGCACACGGUCUUUGUCCACCGGCUCAUCACGAAGGGCACCUUUGAGGAGCGGCUCCAUGACAUCAUGGUGGCGAAGCAGAAGCUGUCCGACCUGACGAUGGUCGGUGGCGAAGGCUGGAUCGCUGACCUCAGCAACAACGAGCUCCGGGAGCUUUUCGAGCUCAGCGGCGACGGCGGCGAUGCCGCGCCGAAGGUCAAGCGCCGCAAGCGCGCGCAGGCUGCCACAAACGUGAUGGCCAUGGAUGCAAACGGAUGCUUGCACGAGGCUGGUGCGUCCAGCAUCUCAGCCAUUGGAUGCGAUUCUGCAGCUGAUGUCCCGGAGAUUGCGCGCUGGACGCGCAAGGAGGCUUCGUGCCGCUGUGCCGACCAGGCCACGAGCUUCAAUGAGGAGAGGCAGCGGCUGCAGGUCCUGGAACGCACGGGAUCUGUGCUGAUGAAGGGGUGGGAAGAGGUUGCUCGCAUGCUGGGCGUGCGAAGCCUUCAGGCCACGAGCUUGAAUGAGGAGAGGCAGCAGCUGCAGGCCACGAGCUUCAAUGAGGAGAGGCAGCAGCUGCAGACGAAGCUGGAAGAUGUCCAGCGACAAGUGCAGCAGAAAGACCGCGACUACACCCAACAGCUGGCCUCAGAGCGCGAGAAGACCAAGGAUGCGGAACAGCGAUGUGUCAAGCUGCAAGCGGAUUUCGACCAACAGGUGAAAGCACUUUCCGAGGAGGGUCACGCGCGUGAGCUGUCAGCUGCAAAUGUCGAACAGAACCUGCGGAGUCAGUGCGAUGAGCUGAAGGGUCAGGCAAGGGACCUGUCUGAUGAGCUCCAAGGCACCAAGCAGAAGCUGACGUCCACCGAGGGCGAGCUACGCCGUCGGACUUCCGAACUUGACAACGAGCGGCUGCGGGUGGCGGAGGAGAAGUCGGAGUGGGAAAGCAGGUACGCCUCCCUCCUUCGACAGUGCGAAUCCCUCACAGCGGAGCGCAGUCAGCUGACGUCCGAGAUCGAGGAGCUGACGGAGCAUGCCGGGCUGUUGCGCGACGAGGCCCAGCAGCAGCGCCAGGAGAUGGAAGAUGCCUACGGCAGUGUGACGUCUGUCCUUGAGAACGAGCGCGAGGAGGCGAAGAAGGAGGCAGAGGCGUCCAAGCUUCAGAUCCAACAGCUGCGGGCGGACCACGAGCUCCUUAUGCAGGAUAAGGAAGAGCUGAGUCGGGCCUUCGAUGCCAUGAAGGAGGACUCGGAGAAGGCGUCACGGCAGAUGCAGGAAGAGCAGGCUGUCACAGUGGCGCGUCUGCGGCAGCAGCACGAGGAGGCGUCACGGCAGAUGCAGGAGGAACAAGCGGCCGCAGCGGCGCAUCUGCGGCAGCAGCACACGGAGGAGCUUGAGGCAGUGAGGGCAGAGAUGGCGAGGCAGACGGAGGAGUUCCAGGUGGAGAAGCAGCAACUGCGCCAGAAUGAGGCCAACGUGCUACAGCUCCACAACGACCUUUCGGGAAAGUACUCGCAGCUGGAGGCACAGCUUGAGCAUGCGCGGGAGGAGGCCAGCAACAACAUCCAGGCCAAGGACGCAGCCUUGGAGAAAACAGCCCAGACUGCCCGCGAUCAACAGGCGCAGCUGGAGCAGAAGCUGCAGGAGAAGCAGUCCGAGCUCGACAGGAGCCGCUCAGACUUCGAGGCACAGCUGGCGCAGCUGCAGCAGGAGCAUGACGGCCUGCAGAGGCAGCAUUCGGAGCUUCAGCAGGGGCACACCAGCUUACAGACGGAGCACAAGCAACUGCAGGCCAACCAUGCAGAUGCGGUCCAGGAGCGGGAGAAGGUGGCCAGCGACUUUGAUGAAUUCCGCCGGGAGAUGGUGCAGAAGCUGAGGGACAAGGACGACAACCUCUCCACCACCGUCGGCGACCUCAGGGCGGAUGCGGAGAAGUCCGCCGCGGCCAAGCAGGCCGAGAUCGACCGCCUCACCGCGGACUUCGAGCGAGAGCGGCAGAACCUGCGAAACGACGUGUCCGAGACACAGGCGCAGCUUGCAGGCCUGCGCGACGAGCUUCAGAAUAGCAACCAGGCGUCACGGCAGAUGCAGGAGGAACAAGCUGCCGCAGCGGCACGUCUGCAGCAGCAGCACGCGGAGGAGCUUGAGGCAGUGAGGGCAGAGAUGGCGAGGCAGUCGGAGGAGUUCCAGGCGGAGAAGCAGCAGCUGCGACAGAACGAGGCCAACGUGCUACAGCUCCACAACGGCCUUUCGGUAAAGUACUCGCAGCUGGAGGCACAGCUUGAGCAUGCGCGAGAUGAGGCCAGCAACAACAUCCAGGCCAAGGACGCAGCCUUGGAGAAAACAGCCCAGACUGCCCGCGAUCAACAGGCGCAGCUGGAGCAGAAGCUGCAGGAGAAACAGUCCGAGCUCGACAGGAGCCGCUCAGACUUCGAGGCACAGCUUGCGCAGCUUGAGAAGGAGCAUGACGGCCUGCAGAGGCAGCAUUCGGAGCUGCAGCAGGGGCACACCAGCUUACAGACGGAGCACAAGCAACUGCAGGCCAACCAUGCAAGUGCCGUCCAGGAGCGGGAGAAGGCGGCCAGCGACUUUGAUGAAUUCCGCCGGGAGAUGGUGCAGAAGCUGAGGGACAAGGACGACAACCUCUCCACCACCGUCGGCGACCUCAGGGCGGAUGCGGAGAAGUCCGCCGCGGCCAAGCAGGCCGAGAUCGACCGCCUCACCGCAGACUUCGAGCGGCAGCGGCAGCAACAAAUGUCGGAGCACAGGCAGCUUCUUGAGCGUCACUCUGCUUUGGAGGCCACGCUGUCCCAGCAACGUGCCGAGAUCGAGGGGCGAGAUCGUCGUGCGACGCAGGAGGCAGACGAGCACCAGAAACGUCUCAGUGAUGUGCUUCUUGAGCGCGAGGGCGCCGAGCAAGAGAGGCAGCUUCUUCAGCGCCAGCUCGACCACCUGCGCACCCAGAUGGACGAGGCCUUGAAGCAGAAGGAGCACGAGCACAACACAUCGGCCGCCAACCUUGAGCGCCUGCGUCGGGAGGAGUUGGAGCAGGCGCGGUCCGAGCUGGAGCGGGCUCAGCACGUUACGCAGGAGAAGCAGGCCGAGCUCUUGCGCCAGUCCGAGGACUUCGAGGGCCGGGUCCGGCAGCUGCAGGAGCACCAAGCCGACCUCGAAGCGCGCCACGGCACCCUGCAGGACAACCACGAACGCCUGGCACGCGAAAGAGAAGCUGUGGGCCGGGACUUCGAUGGAUUCCGGGCCGAGGCAGCGGAAAAGCUCCGCGCCCGUGAAGAGGAGCUCGCCAAGCAGCUUCAGGACCAGGCAAGCGAGCAGUCAGCUCAAGCCAGUGACUUCGCGGCGCACCGGGCGAAGCUCGAGCAGCAGUGCGGCGACUUGCAGCAGCGGCUGGAGCGUUUGCAUGCGGAGCACACAGGCGCGGUGGAGGAGCGCGCUCGUCUGCAAGAGGAGUUCGACAGCUUUCGUGACGCAUCGGCGCAGAAGCUGCAAGCCAGCCAAGACCAGCUCAUGAAGACGGCUUCUGAGUUGCAGGAGGAGAUGACGCAGCAGCAGAAAGCCCAGCAGGUCGAGCACAGCCGCCAGCGAGAGGAAUGGACUGCAGCACAGGCCGAGCUGAAGACGGCCUCAGCGGCCGAGCUGGAACGCAAGCAAGGGGAGUUCGACGCCGAACGCAAGCGAUUGGAGCAGAGCCGGGCAGAGCUUGAGCAGAGGGUCGCGGACCUCAGCCGCGACAAAGCGCAACUGAGCUCUGACAUCGAGGAGGUGCAGGGCAAAGCCUCGGAGCUCCGCCGGGGUGCAGAGCAGCAGCACGAGCAGAUGGCCGAAGCCCACCGAGGCGUGGUGGGUGGCUUGCAGAGUGACCUGGAGCGCGAGAGGCAGCAGCGCGAGCAGGUGGAGCAGGCUCGGGCAGCUCUGGAGGAGGCCUUGCGGGCCAAGGAAGAGGCAGCCCGGCUUCUCGAGACCAAGUUCGAGCGCUCGACCGCGGAGCUCAACGAGGUGGUGGCCACACUCCGGCAACGUGACCAGGAGCUCGGAGAUCGAUCGGCUGAGGUGUCUUCACAUGUCGCUGAGCUUCAGGACCUGCGGCAACGCCACGCUGAGGCUGAGGCGGAGAGUGAGCGCCGACGCCUGGACUUGGAGCAAGGCCGCGCGGGUUCGGCGCGGGAGCUCUCUUCCAAGGACGCCGAGCUUGCGAAGCUCCGUGACGAGGCAGGACGUCUCCAAGCACGCGAAGAGGAGCUGGCGCGGGAGGUCCAGGCCAAGGCCGCCGAGCAUGGCCAAGUGUCGGCCCAGCUCCACGAACGUGGCCAGGAGCUCGCAGAUCGCACAGCGGAGUCGCAAGCGCAGAAAGCUGAGCUGGAGGACCUCCGGCAGAAACAUGCGGCGCUGGAGGCGCAUCGCUCGCAGCUGGCGAGCGAGAGUGAGCAGCUGCGCCUGGACCUGGCAAGAGGCCAGGAGCGAUCCACCCAGGAGCUUGCGGCGAAGGAGGCGCAGCUCGCCUUGCUGCGAACGGAGGCCAGUCAGAGCCAGGAGUCCGCGAGAGCUGAGCUUGGCGACCGCGAGCGGCAACUGCAGGAGGCGCGCGAGGGAGCAGAGGCCGACCGAGCGGCGCUCCACCGGGAGAAAGAAGCCCUCCAGGAGCAGCUGAACCAGAGGGCAGCCACUGCAGCCGCGGAAGCAGAGAGACUGGAAGCCGACAAGGCGCAGCUGUCGUCUCUUCUGGAGGACGUGCAGGCCGAGUGCGAUCGGAAGUUGGACGAGGAGAACAUGCAGAGCUCCAGUCGGAUCUCGCAGCUCGCUGAAGACUUCGAAAAGCAGCUGGCGGCGAAAGAGGAGAAGGCGGAUUGCAUGCGCUGA
This is a messenger RNA of Symbiodinium natans, 5472 nucleotides long. Lineage: Eukaryota; Dinophyceae; Suessiales; Symbiodiniaceae. The record is from the annotation of a GenBank genome assembly.